AUGUUGCACUUCACCCUUGCACCUCAAAAUGUUUGCUGUUACAGAGUGUUUUACGCACCCUCAGAGGAGCGCUACCCUCCUAUUAUAAGCACAUCCCAAGAUCUAAAUGAGCAAGCAGAGGACAGCAAAUCCCAAGACCCAAAUGAGCAGAGUGAAGGUGAUAGCAAAUCCCAAGAUCUAAUUGAGCAGAGUGAAGGCGACAGAAAAUCCCAAGAUCUAACUGAGCAGAGUGAAGGUGACAGCAAAUCCCAAGAUCUAACUGAGCAGAGUGAAGGCGACAGCAAAUCCCAAGAUCUAACUGAGCAGAGCGAAGGUGACAGCAAAUCCCAAGAUCUAACUGAGCAGAGUGAAGGCGACAGCAAAUCCCAAGAUCUAACUGAACAGAGCAAAGGUGACAGUAAAUCCCAAGACCUUAAUGAGCAGUCUGGAGAGAGCAAAUUUCAAGAUGAGAAGGAUCAGUAUGAGGAGGGGCUUGAGACAUCAGAGCAGCAACCACAGGAAGGGAAGGAGCACUCACAGACACGCAGCUCUAGUUCACGGGAAAAGAGCAUAGCAGAUCUGAAGGAUGAUCUCUCCAGCUUUCUUGCUACUGAACCAAGGACAUCUGCUCGCUUCUCCUCACGCAGCUUUGACAGCAAAUUCAGAGUCCUAAAGGAGACAGAUUUGGUGGAGUCACAACCAGAGAUAUCAGAGCUGCAGUGUAAACAUAAGGAAGGGCUUCCAUUCUUCUGGAAGACUAGAGAAGAAGAAUGGAUGGAUGAAAUUGUACCGACUUGCCAUGUCGCAAAACACAAGCUUUCCUACCACGACUGCUGCGGCUACAGUGCAGCUGAGCAGUUGAUCAAGCACAGCCCAAUGCACCUUGCAAAGGGAUCGCGUCACAGAGGCUUCUUUCAAAAACGCCCAAAGUUCAAAAGAAGUAAGAUCUCCUCCUCCACUGAGAGGAUGCUGAAGGCAGGUGUCAAGAGGAAGAAAGAGUGCAGGGCAUUUGCCAACAUCCAGCCACGUAGGACCACCUCAUCUGGAAGUUGCAGGUAUUUGGGUAGGAAGAGUAAAGCUUUGUACAAUCUUUAUACAACCUUCUGUGAUGAGGAAGAACAGUUUGACCCAUGUCUUCUACAGAGAGCAAAAGGUCUUUUCAGGGCUUGCACCAUCUUCAGUACCAUCAAGAAGGGAAAAAUUAACAUCAGCAACCUCCUUCUUACCACACACACGCUAGGGAUCCUGUUGACUAAUGCAGAGAUGCAUCAGGCUCUCAAGUUCAUCCCUAUGGAUGCACAUGGCAAUCUCGAUUUUGUUGACUUCCUGGAUGUUCUGAAGGAUACUUUGGCCUACAAUAAAAGAGAGGCUCUUCAGAAUGCUCUGUUCGUUUUCAGAAACAUUAGGAAAGACAUGGUAGCCAUUGAUGAACUGGAGCCAAUUUUGGCUUGUCUGGGAGUCACUUUGAGUCCCAACAUUGUAGAACAGGCAGUAGGAUGCACUCGGGUUACCUGGGAUGGGAAAAUAAACAUCUCAGAAUUUCUGUCAAUUGUGAGAGGACCAUCAAGUCGCUAUAAGGAAUUGGAUGAAUGUGCCACUUUGGAGAGGGGGUCUUACCAAAGCUUUGCUAAUAUUAUGGGUGAUUUAGAAACUCGGUGGAGAAGAAAUUGGAGCUUACUAGACAAGGAGAUAUCACCUGCUCAUGCUCACCUGGCUAUGUUCUAUGAUCCUGAUGUAGAGGUUGCUCUUGCCCAACUACAGAAGAGGACAAGUAAAUCCCAGAGACCUGUGGACCAGAGAAGACCCAGCACUGCAUCUCCUGAAUGCCAUGUAGAAGAGAAGGGCACCAAGUGGCCAAGAGUUCGACCAACAUUUGGCUAUACAAGUCAGGACACUCUGUUUCCACUAAGCUCCUCCUUAUCCUUUAAAGAAUGGGGUAGGCCUUCUGCCCAGCAGACAAAGACAAGAAAGUCAUCAAUGAGUGCAGGCCAAGAUGAUGUCCCUUUCUCACUUGUCAAGAUGAGUGCCAACUACGAAGCAAUCCAGCAGCACAAGAAAAAGAAGAUACUGUCCUUCCAAGAGAAACUUCCAAGAAGGUAUGACUCUGAAGAGAACUGCCAAAAAUCAAAUUCUGAAAGUGAAAUCAAGGAACAUCCAGAAGUCCAAUCAGCCCAGCAAGGGCCAGGGCUUUGUUACCUGUAUUUGCAUAUAACAUGUAGUUUUGCCCCAAACGAGAGUCUCUUUUCAGCCUUGCAGAAUGCCUUCGAUAUCAUCAACAUGCUUGCAGAAGAUAACAUUAAAAGUAGUGAGCUGCGCUCCACCUUGUACAAAAUGGGAGUCAGUUUGAAUGACAAAGAGUUCCAGGAGGUGCUGCAGAAGGCGGGUAUGGCAGAAGAUGGGAUGGUGAACUUCGACAGCUUCAUGUCCGCCUUGGGGAAAACACAGUGCUUCACAGAAUUUACAAUGUUGAAAGAUGCCAUUCAAGCCAUCAGCAAGAUUGAAAGAGACAAGGUGGUAGUGCACAAUCUCCCAUCCUUUGUGAGAGACAUGGGGAUCUGCCUGUCUGACCAGGAAUUUAAGCAAGCUCUGAAACAGGUAUCAGUGGAUGGUAAUGGAAAGGUAGUUGUGAAAGAUUUCAUCAAAGUUCUUACCGACAUUCCUCACUUCUCUGAACUAUCAGUGCUGAAGGCCACCAUUACAGCAGUCAACAAUAUUCAAGGGAACAAGGUUUCUCUGCAGAACCUCAAACCAACCCUCAAGAAGAUGGGCAUUCGUUUAAACCCACAGGAGUAUGAGGAGCUCAUUACGAUGACACCUGCUGACAAAGCAGGGAAAGUUGAUAUUGGGCAAGUCAUGAAGAAGGUAUCCAAAAUACGACGCUUCUCAGAAAUGGAAGUUCUGAACAAUGCCAUCAAGACCUUUAGUCACUUCAAGGAUGAGAAAGUGAAGGUUUCAGAUGUAGAGGUCUGCCUCAGAAAUAUUGGGGUCCAUUUAACCAAGUCAGAGCUAAUGCAGACCACAAAGUCCCUGCCAGUUUCUUCGGAUGGGACUGUAGAUGUCAAGGAACUGACUGCAGCUAUGAAAUCAACCAGGCGAUUUGCAAAUUAUGCAGCUGUCCUUGAUACUGUCCAUGCUCUCAAGUUAAUAAAAGAACACCAUGUGGUGGAGUCACAAGCUGUGAAGGGCAGCAUUAACCGCUUUGGCCUGCGCAUGGCUAACGAGGUGAUCGCCCAGGUAUUGAAGUCAGUACAUAUGACUGAAGCUGGGCAGGCACGUUUCAAUGACUUCUUGCGGACUUUGACAAGGAAUCAGCAAUUUAGAACAUCUGUAGCCUUAGGGGAUGGCUUUGUCAUCCUCACCAAACUAGAAAACGGGAGGAUUGGUGUGGAUGAGUUGCAGGAGGUUAUGAAGAGUUUCAACAUCAACCUGCCCCUGAAAGAGGUAUCAGAAGCAUUGGCCUGUUGCAGUAUUGAUGACAAAAACACAGUGAAUCUGAAGGACUUCAUCAGUGGAGUGACCUAUACGAGUACUUUUAUUACUUGUCCAGAACUGCAGCUCACCUGCAUGGCUCUGAGCAAGCUCAAGGGUGACCAUUUUGAUCUCCAUGCACUUGAGUCCAUCUUGAACACUAUGGAUCUUCCAGAGGCCAAUGAAUUACUGCAGGAAGUGAUGAAGACAGCCCAAGCUGAUAGUCAUGGCAAGGUGAAUUUCAAAGAAUUCAUGAGGGUUUAUACUGUUAUACCAGAGCUCCCAGAAGCAAUUGUGCUGAAAGAUACUUUUGAUGCCAUGAGUAAUAUCAGAGAUGCCCGUAUCCACGUGGAUGACCUGCCAAAAACAUUGGCCAGUGUGGGCAUCAACUUGACACCAGAGGAGCUCCGGUUGCUGCACAACUCAGUUGCAGUCGCAGGAGAUGAGACAGUAGGUUUUAAAGACAUCAUUAUGAGCAUAACUGGUACCGAGUCCUUCACAGAAUUCAAUGCUUUACAGAAUGCUUUCAAUGCAAUCAACAAGAUCUGCAAAGAAAAAAUUAAAAAGGAAGACCUUCCAGCUGCCCUAGAAGACUUGGGUAUCCAGCUAUCAGCUGAUGAACUCCAGGCAGCUCUGGCAUCUAUUUCCAUUGAUGAUUUGGGGAAAGUGGAUGGGACAGAAUUCUUGAAGAUUUUGUGCAAUGCCCCACGCUUUUCUGAAUUCAUAGCACUGCGAGAUGCCAUGAAAGUUGUUGAAAGCAUCAAAAACAAGAAGAUGACUGUUAAGCAGCUAGAGGAAACAUUGGGUGAUAUGGGAGUUCACUUGCCCAAUACAACAUUCAAUGAGAUAGUCAAAUCAGCCAAAGCUGAUGUGAAUGGCAAAAUCAAUUUCAAAGACUUUUUAUUAGCAUUGGGCGAAACUGAGGAUUUCACUGAACUGGAAGCCUUACAGCGUGCCAUCACCAUCAUUGGCACAAUGCAUGGUGGCCGGUUGCAGCUGAAUGAACUGCAAUCCACUCUAGAUAAUUUGGGCAUCCAUUUGAAACAUGAAGAAUUCCAGGAAGUUGCUAGUGCACUCCAUGUAGAUGAUGAUGGGACUGUAAACCUGAAGGAUUGCCUGACGGCUGUCUCCAACAAGCAGCGCUUCCUGGAGUCUGUAGCACUUCAUUCUGCUGUUGGGGCCUUCAGCAAAAUCAAAAGUGAAAAAGUUGCCAUCAGAGAACUGGAGUCCAUUCUGGAAUGUCUGGGUAUUACCUUGAGCAGCACAGAGUUCCAGAGUGCCUUAAAAACCAUCCCUGCAGAUGAAAAUGGAAAGGUAAAUUUCAAGGACUUCCUGACGAGUGUGAUAAACAAUGAGCGUUUCUCUGAACCCGCAGCUGUACAAAAUGUCUACAGCAUCAUUAGCAAAGUGGAUGAUGAUAAAGUUGAGGUUUCUCGGCUAAAGGAUGUCCUGGCUCCCAUUGGCAUCACAUUAACCAAGGAUGAAACAAAGGAGGUGCUGAAGAACAUGGCAGUUGACAGUGAUGGAAUGGUGAAACUGAAAGAAUUUAUGAAAGAGUUGCCCCGUACACGGCGAUUCUCCACAGCUGUAGAGAUGGAAGAAGCUAUGAAAACAAUGAAGAGCAUCAAGCAGGGCUGGGUAAACAUUGCAGAGGUGGAUUCCAUCAUGCGCACUAUGGGCCUUGACUUAUUUCCAGAUGAACUUCAGCAGGCAUUGAAAUACGCUACCAAGAAGGAUGAUGGGACAGUGUGUGUGAAAAAAAUCUUGUUUGGCUUGACCAAGACUCGGCGCUUUUCCCAAGCUGAAAGUGACCAAGGGGAUAUGAUUGAUGUGCAAGAUGUAGAUUCUCUUUUGUCCAACAUGGGGAUCCAAUUAACCAAAGAGCAACUCCAGGAUGCAUUGGAACAUGUGACAGUGAAUGGUGAGUGUGCCUGA
Molecule: messenger RNA, 5382 nt
Organism: Rhineura floridana
Lineage: Eukaryota; Metazoa; Chordata; Lepidosauria; Squamata; Rhineuridae
Gene: EFCAB13
Product: EF-hand calcium binding domain 13
Exons: 40
Coding region: 1-5382 (1793 amino acids)
Molecular function (GO): calcium ion binding
Source: RefSeq, a predicted model, not a curated record